Molecule: messenger RNA, 483 nt
Organism: Fusarium musae
Lineage: Eukaryota; Fungi; Ascomycota; Sordariomycetes; Hypocreales; Nectriaceae
Exons: 2
Coding region: 1-483 (160 amino acids)
Source: RefSeq, a predicted model, not a curated record
AUGUCCAACAACGCACCCUCUACCCCCGUCAAGGUGCCAUCCAGCGCCGCAAACCACACACAGGCGACUCUGGAUCCAGAUUUACGGUCCCAAAUCAACACAGUUCUUCUGCGUGACGGUCACGUCUCAAAAAUACAAGAUGCUCUUCUCCACGCGCUGAACUCUCAUUCUACGAACUGGCCCACGGUUAUCCAAUCGCAUGCGCUCGCUCUGCUGCGCUCUGGCGAAGUCACAACCUUUCCCGCCCUACUGAGUCGCGUGCUCGAAGAUGUCCGCCACGAUUCUGCCCUCAACCCCAUAUCAUCGAGCUCGAACGGAACGAGUGCCAAGCCCGCCACAAACGGCGAUGCCCCCAAGACCAACGGUGCGGCUGAUGCUAAACCUAGUCUUGCUGUGCCGGUGUCGGUAAUCGAGGAGGCUCUUCGCGUCACCAGGGAGAGCCUAGAAGCUGUUUGCGACAUCGAGGACGAAGGAACCGCUUAA